Pyricularia grisea is the source of this 1026-nucleotide messenger RNA. RefSeq lists its product as uncharacterized. The record is from RefSeq and is a predicted model, not a curated record. Gene Ontology annotation, biological process: protein lipoylation. Gene Ontology annotation, cellular component: mitochondrion. NCBI's taxonomy places the organism in Eukaryota, Fungi, Ascomycota, Sordariomycetes, Magnaporthales, Pyriculariaceae. The transcript has a single exon. The coding region runs from base 1 to 1026 and encodes 341 amino acids.
AUGUCACAUCUGGGCCGAAUAGGGAGGGUGACUCUCCAGCACAUCCAUCUGCCAUCCGAUGCCUUCGCCCAGACUUACCCGUCAUACGCCCUAGCCGCGGCUCUCCAGUCACGCCUCCAGCGGGCCUUGCUCGACAGCAAGAGCAACCCCUCAUCACCGCCACCUCCGCCAACCAUCCUCUCCUUCACCCCACAGCCGACCUAUACUCUCGGUCGGCGGCAGGCUGUCGGGCGCAAUGUCGACGUCGACGCUCUUUGUCGCCCCCUCAUCAUCACACAUCCAACAUCGGCUCCGGAGAACAGACAUCACAUGCAGCCAAUCCUACUGCAAUCUCUGCGAGGCGGCCAGAUGACUUACCACGGGCCCGGCCAGGUCGUCAUCUGGCCCAUCCUAGACCUACAACCGGCGUCGGGCGGAUACAAGAACAUGGGGGUGCGGCAGUACGCGGACCUCCUACAGGACGUCACGUCAGAACUUGUCAGGAAUUCUCCUCCUCUAUCUUCAAGACUCAAUAUUGUCAAGACAUGCGACCCGGGAGUAUGGGUUUCGGAGACGUCACAGGAGCAACCGCGCAAGAUCGCCGCCAUGGGUGUGCAUCUGCGGCGCCACGUGACGGGUUUAGGCGUGGCGCUCAACCUGACUACCCCAGGGACUACGGCAAACGUCGGGCGGGACGGCGUCAACAAUGUGGGUAACAACCCCUGGCUCAGGUUUGUGCCCUGCGGGCUGGAGGGGAAAGAUGUGACAUCCGUUUUCCUGGAGUCCCAGGGUUGGAACAAGGCCGUCAGCCGGGACUCCACCCCCGCUUCCGAGUUGGUACAACUCCCGGACCCCGGGAAGGGCUAUGCCCAGACGUGGGCUGGGCUAUUUGCAAACCACCUCGGGCUAGACUACAACCAGGAGGCAAUCCAUGAUGGUGUCCCGUCCGAUUUUGAGGGGCUCACAGCGGAGGCGAUGUCUUUAGAGGCGGAGAUGAAGGUGACCCUUGAUGGUGACGGUGCUUCUGAAGCCGCUGCCAAUCCUUGA